UAUAAAUAGGGGAUGACUAAUCAGGGUAAGGACGUCUGUGGUCUGGUGGUUAAAUACGGCGAUGCUGGGCCGCUGAAGAGAGUUGUUGGAUCGGAUUUGGGUACAGUAGCGAGUGUAAACCAGCCUACCGUACAGUGUACGUAUUGUAUGUACAGGUACAGUGAGGUUGUCUACACGUCGAACGCAGUGGGAUCGAGCCGAAAAUCCACUGCACAGUACCUCCAUCAGUCACGACUACCUGGACCCGGUCCAAACAAUGAACCCCAUUCUUCGGUUAUGACUACGCGACACCCACAACCUGCUGCAGUCCUUAACGAUGCCUCAUAAAACAUGAAAACAGUGAUCUGCAUUGAGCCUGCGGUUUGUGGCACAUCAAUCUCCAGAUAAUGCUCCCUAUCAUAAAAAGGAGAGCGACGGAAGUCCGGCACUAAACAUAAGCAGCAAACUGGAGCGGAGAGCGAGGGGCCGGAACGGGGGAGAAACGCUGUUAAACUGUGGACGGCUCGGGCCGAGCAACCACGUUACCUACGUGUACCUGCGUGAAAGGUUUUGGGAGGACGAUCGUUCGCAUUUGCACUCGCUUCGACACCAUGGAUGCGAAUGUAUUUAAUCCGGCUCCCCAAAGUCAGUGGAAUACUCAAAACAAACGGACUCUGGCCGUCGUAGAUGCAGUGUGGACAUGCUUACUACGGGUGUCACUCGGACUUUUCAUACUUCUGGGACCAUACACGCAGGCUGCACCGACAAGUACGCACCUACCGGGGGAAGACGAUGCCGCAGGCCCGGAAGAGCUCGUCACCCCGGGACAGCUGAGAACAGGCUAUAACUACCUUACAAAAUAUGGCUUCUUACCCAAGCCCGACCCCGUAGCGGGCAGCCUCCGGUCGCAGGCGGAAUUCUACGAGGGAAUCCGGGCGUUUCAAACUUUCUAUGGGUUACCAGUGACGGGGACAUUUGACACCCGUACGGCGCAGCUGAUGGCCUUGCCGCGUUGUGGCUUACCUGAUAUCAUGCGAGACGACGACGAAGACGGAAGAAGAAAACGACGAUACGUUCACACAGGAGCCCAUUGGGACAAACAAGACGUAACUUACAGAAUAACGAACUAUUCACCAGACUUAACGAGAUCGGAAACAGAUGAAGCUAUCGCGAGCGCCUUACAACUUUGGGGUGACGUCAUACCAUUAAACUUCCGAAAGCUGGAAAUAGGCACAGCAGAUAUUGAAAUCAGCUUUGCUAGGGGACUGCACCGGGACGAUUACCCGUUUGACGGGCCAGGAGGCACCCUGGCACACGCGUUCUUCCCCGGGGACGAUCUUGGAGGUGAUGCACACUUUGACGAUGACGAGCGGUUCACAGUCAAGGCCUAUGAAGGCACCAAUCUCUUCAUUGUUGCCGCCCACGAGUUCGGCCAUAGCCUGGGCUUAGGCCAUUCGUCGGACCUGUCGUCGCUGAUGGCGCCCUUCUACCAGGGGUACAAACCGAACUACGUGCUUCCCUAUGAUGAUCACGUGGGAGCGCAAAGUCUUUACGGUGCUCGACCCGGAUCUGUUCCGUCCCGUGGGGGAAACACAGGGGGUGGGGCACCGGGACCCCCAGACCGGGCAAAUCCGACCUCAGAGCCCGAAACAAACCCAAGUUGUAGGGGGUCCUACAAUGCCAUCGCUAAAAUACGAGGAGAGCUAAUGCUGUUUAAGGGCAAGACUUUUUGGCGGAUGCUCGAGAAGGGACAUCCACUGGAGGGCUAUCCAAUCGACACGGACAGAUUCUGGGAUCAGCUGCCGACUAAAGUUGACGCCGCUUACGAAAGGAUUGACAGCAAGAUUCUCUUUUUCAAAGGGGCGAGUUACUGGGAGUACUCAGGAACGACUCGUGAUCCCUCCUUCCCUCGGCCUAUCAGGGAGCUUGGUCUCCCCAAUGACAUUGAUGCUGCUCUACCCUGGGGAGAAACUGGCAAGACCUACUUCUUCAAGGGAGAUCAGUACUGGCGGUAUGAUGAGAUGGAGCGGCAGGUAGACAUGGGUUAUCCCAAGAGUGUGAGAGAGAAGUGGGAUACUGCCGUGCCCACCAACAUGGACACCGCCUUCAGAUUUGUCGACGCAGAAACUGGCACGUGGUACACCUACUUUCUGAGAAAUAAGAAGUACUGGCAAUUUGAUGAGAGCCGUGGCAAGGUAGACAAGGGAUUUCCCAGGUCCUUCGACGUGGACUGGAUGGGUUGCCCGGAGCCAGCAAGUAAUCUCGUUGAAGAUUCCACCAGCAGAGCAGACGUGGUUGUGGAGCCGCCCAGGACCGAGAAAAUGAUAGGCUCCGGUGCGGAUUCCGCCCGGGGAUUGUCUUACCUGACUCACAUUUCCUUGCUUGUCCUAUGUUCAUGGAUGCUGACGGGAUGACGACUAUCUUGUCAUUAGAGACUUUUUUCUGUGUGACUCGUACAACGAAACGUGUGUUAUAAAAUUGCUUAUUAACCAUUUAAAUGCUGCAAAAUCUGUAUUUGAUGUGUGUUUAGGAAUACAUAUAUACCUGAAGUCAGGACACAGCAAGCUGAAAAUGUUUGACUUCGUUUAUUCUAAAAAGGGCAGACUAGUUUGAUUAAUAAGUGCAUCUAGGCUAUUUGGUUGUUCCUGGAUAUUAUGCUGUGCUGGGGGGAGUCAAAUUCUGUGAAGUUCAAUAUUCAGCGAUAGUUAGAGGCGUUGUAUCGUUUUGAAGGCGUCUUAACGAUUAUUUCUUAGGAUUUGCUUCUUACAGAAUCUUUUAACUGUGGAAAAAUGAAAUUCAAUCUGAUUAGUAAACGGGGGGCUAAAGGGCCUCUUCAUUUCUGAACAAAGAGCAAUUUAAAGUCUCUUUAAAAGAAACUUAAAAUGAUGAUGUAACAUGCUCAAAGUAGGCCUAUUAGUCGAAACUGCUCUGUCCUGUUGUGGCUGCAUGAUUGAAGUAUUUGGUGUAUUUAUAACAAUACGGCCGUUUCACAGUAGGGCGCCUCCAAGAGUUUGCAAUGCGUUGGCCAAUCACAACGCUCGAAAUUUGUCGACCUUUUCUAAACGCGCUUUGGGUACAACUUUCGUGCAUUGUGAUUGGCCAACGCGUUGCAAACUCUUGGUGGCGCACUAUUGUGAAACGGCCGUAUUGGUUUCCAUCACUGUGGUGCUAUUUAAUAGCAGGUAUUCAGCUUUCGGUAUUCACGAAGUACUUACGAAGUUAAAUCGUGUAUCUAACACUCGAUGGUGACAGUGAAUGUAAUCAGGGUCAAAACACACCUCUAUACUCGAUGCAGUGUGCGUUUUCUGAAAUAGCAGUUCUACUUUUCUGUUAUCCGCCAGCAAAUAUGUGUUCUCUUUGAUGUCGUUUGAGAUUGGAAUCUGCUUUGCAUUCAUGGGACGGCGGGGCUUGAAAUAAUUAAAAGCUUUUCCGUGCCUUUUCGUGUCUUGUAACGUUUGAUUAUGGCAUUGAUGUGCAUCAAUAAUUAAGCAACGGAUGGCACACACAAUACAUUCGGAAAGGUAUGUCUGUGCUGCCAGAAGUGAAUCGCCGAGUUUGCUGUCGGUUUGUUGUACGUCAUCGAUGACAUGUUUAAUGCUUUGGUCUGAAUACUGUGUACAUUCGUUUGUGAAACUGUCAAACUAUUGCCUGUGAUAAUUGAGAGUAACAGCUUUCAUGUAACUUUUCUUGUCUGUUAUACGCCAUAGAUUAACCACGCAUGCACAAAAACUACACGAAGUCUCUCUUUUGAGUAGAGAUCUCUUUAUGCCCAUUACAAAACUACACUUCAAUCCAAAUUAGGUUAAAGAUACCGAGGCUUAGAUACAGUAUUCCCAGUGUCGCAACCAUUUCAAUCAUCUGACCUCACGGCCCGAUAAAACUAGACUCCAGUUUCAUUCUGUGUAUUAUAGAUGUACAUAAUGACAUAUUAAGUAUUUGAAUUGGUUUAUGCACAGUUUUGCUUUCUUUUUUCACAUGAAUAAAAUGACAGUGUGAUAUAAGUAAGGGAUGUGACAUACAACAAUUCAGAAUAAUUGUACAUUAAUAAUUUUAUGCAUGGUAUUUUUGUUAUGUCAACGAUGUUGAUGUAUGUGUUUGUAACACCACCAUUGUCGACAAAGAACGAUAUGAUUAAAAUCUUGCAUGUGACUAAUGCACAGCCUGGGGCGUAGCGAAGGCGUUUCCCGGGGGGGGUAUAGUCAAUUUGCCGAAUUUGGAAGCAGUCGCCAACCUCGUGUCGUGUACAAUUCACAAGGUGCGAAAAAUGGAAAUUCGUGGUACGCUGCACGUCAUGCUUCAGGGGAAAUGCCGACGGCCAACGUAUAUCGUUUAUGUACCAAGUCUGGACUCAUUUGCCAACCGGAGCUAUAUUUGUCAACUGGAAUUAUUUAUUGGGGGGUGGGUGUGCCGCACCCCACACCUCUGGUCGCUACGCCCCUAGUACACAGCAGGAAUAAAAGCAAAGAUAAUUUCUUGAAACUAAGCUCCCUGUAAGGUACAAAACUUCCAAAACACUACCAAGGGUUGUGCUUUAUAUACAAAUAUGUUAGCGUCCCGAAAGUAUUUAAUUUAAAUAUUGUAACUAAAAUAUUUUUUUCACACAAAUUGCGGGGCAGUUUGUGACAGUACUUUUAGUACAGUGCAUUAAAAGAAUGAUUAAUAUAACCGUUUUUAAACCCUAGUUAUUUGAUAAGUUCACUGACGUCAAGGUUUAGGGAAACUGGGAACCCAAGAAGAUCUUAUUUUAAAUUGCAUUCUCUAUCAGAGAGGGAAUUCAUUGUUAUGUCGCUGUCACUGAGCUUUUUUUUUAACUUCUGAAUUUACCAACCAUAGCAACUCACGUUUUAUCCUUUUUAAUAUAAAUGUAUUCCAUAACUAUGUGUAAAGCAAACCUUGGCCAACCCAAGCCUCAUAACAGGCAAACUUUAAUAAUUUAAAGGAAAUAUACUGAAAUGACGCUCUUUCCUGUAGAAAAUUUAACAACUUAAGCUUAAAUAUAGGAACAUUGUUGUCCCCAAUCAAUGACAAAAUAUCAAAAAUGCUUGGGAUGUUUACCACCUGCUGGUAUAAAAGAGAAUUAUAAUAAUCCAAUUCAAAAAAAUCCGAGAUAUGUUUACGUCAUUGUAAACUCUGAGCGGGCUCAAGCUGGCUUCGUGUAGUGCGACUAAUUAGUCAAAAUCGUUUCAAUAAAAAAAGACAGAGACAUGCUUUGAACAGCUAUCCCU
Molecule: messenger RNA, 5204 nt
Organism: Acanthaster planci (crown-of-thorns starfish)
Lineage: Eukaryota; Metazoa; Echinodermata; Asteroidea; Valvatida; Acanthasteridae
Product: matrix metalloproteinase-14-like
Biological process (GO): extracellular matrix organization; collagen catabolic process; proteolysis
Cellular component (GO): extracellular matrix
Molecular function (GO): metalloendopeptidase activity; zinc ion binding
Source: RefSeq, a predicted model, not a curated record